UUUCAUUUGGAAAUCAAGGUCUCAGAGUCUGAAGAGUGGAGAGGCACAGAAUCCAAGAAUGCAAUUACGGAAAUGAUGCCGGACGCAAACUCCCACACACAUCAAGUUAUGUUCCAGCGUGGGAGCUACGGUACUUCCCAUUUUGAAUCCAGUGCAUUCGAAGCGAUGAACACCAAAACUCUCGGGUUUGUUGUCAAUAUGCGGACAGUACUGAUAUUGUUGGCCUCUGCACUUUUUGGUGAGUGUGAAAAUAUCACAGUGAAUUCCGUUGCUGGGAAGGAUGUGCUCUUGCCCUGCAGCUGUCGCCAGAGUAAAGAGAUCUACAUUGUUUGGCAAAUCGGUGAACGUGUUGUGGAUUACAAUGUCAAUGGAGAAAGAAUACCAGAGACAAUAGAUCACCAGUUCCAAGGCAGGACACAUUUGAGGACAGACAGUGGAAACUGCUCCUUGCAACUCAUAAAUGUGACUAAAGAAGAUGAGGAGACAUAUACCUGUUACUACAAGAAUAGAGAACUCAUCAGAGUUCAUGUUAUUCUGAAAGUGGUCGAGUUUUCUGAGUCUGGGGGGUCUGAACAGGACCCACAAUCCAAGACAGCACCUGCUAUCGCCGGGGUGCUUAUCACUGUCCUGCUCUUAACCCUCGUCCUGGCGGUCAGAUAUCGAGAAAAGUGCCGGAGGUCACAGGUAAAUGUGCCUGGCCCUCAAGAGGCUGAACAAAUGGAUCCCUUGUCACCUGAAUACGUGUGAUGCGGGAGUGCUGUCUCUGUAACUGAGUACGGCUCAAGCGCGGUGUGUCCAUGGAGUGGAGGGACCCUGACUGAGCUGUAAUGGCUGAAUGCCUGAGAAGGGUCUCGUUGUGAGAACCAACACGUUGCAUUUACUGCAUUUGUGAGGACCAUGCAAUCAGCAUCCAUGACAUCACGUCCUGUGUGUGUAAUCUGUGCUUGACUUGGCGGAACUCUUGAACUUGGCGGAUCCGUCCAAACACUUCCAACUAUCUGCGCACUAUGAGGAUUUUUGAGGCGCUGGAGUUGGUUCAAGAUUACAUUUUCAGUGAACAAAUGUCCCCUUCAGCAAAUGGUGGAACUGCAAUGGAAAUCAUACAAAUACUUUUCUAAUCUUCAUAUUUACUUAAUAUGCUUUCAAAUGCUGUUUAGUUCAUGAAGUCUUAGAGCUCAAGUUUGGACUGUCCUGUGGUUGAUGUUUAUUUUUUGGGACUGGCUUGUAAGUGAAUUUGUAAACAUGUCCAAGCAUGUUAUUUCGCAACCACCUCUCUGACUAAGAAAGAACUCAUUGGUCAAAUAUUGUCACACUAUUAGCCAUAUUGAACACCUUUCCCUUAACCAGUAUUCAUCAUCCUGUGAGAAAACUAUUAUUGGAAAACACACACAUGGCCAACAGUAAUUAUAUUUUCUUAUAAUUGUCCCCAUGGGACAUUUCGUACCCCUUUUCACCCAGAAAAACUUGGGAAAGGUAGACCAACUUGGUCUGUAUAAAAAUGUGAACAUUUUCAAAUAUAUUGUAUGUUUAUUUUUUUAUUUUUUUAAUGAAUUUCACUGUGAAUAUGUUGGUGUACCUUUAUGGUCCCAUUUAAAUCUUCCAAUGUGUUCCUAUGUCUUUUGUCUUGAAGUAGUUCUCUUUCCAUUUGACAGACAUGUGUACUGAGCAAGUGAGCUCAGUAUGCAUUUGUAUUCACAGUUUUGACGCUGCAAUCCUACGUCAGAGUGGACAGGCGUGUGGCCAGCACAAGCUCCAUCUGUGGGGCUGCAGAUCUUAGGGUGGGAUUAUUCUGUCUAUAACUUAAAAUGGACAGUCUUUUUAAAGAGAUUUUUGGUCUUGUUGAGGGUCAGUCCUUGGGAGCCCGAUGCAAUGCAAAGAUUGUUCUUCUCACGACAGCUAAAGAUUAAGUGGCUCAAACAGUAACGGCCCAUGUCUACAAGGCCGAAAGUAAAAGGCUGAUCUGUGUGAUAUUGCAGGAGAGGAAACGGCUUAAAUGACUGAGUCAAACAGCCUGUAAAAUGUUGGUUGUUUGCAAGACCUCAGAAUUUCCACAAAUCUCUCACACACGGCUAGUUUUCUUUUCCAACCUUUUGCCCACGCUAAAUACAUUAACUGUAAUGCGUACUUGUGUGUGUGUGUGUGUGUGGGCAUGCACGCACAAAUACCAUUGCAGUAUUUCUUUAAGUGAGCUGCACCAAUGCAACUUCAUGUAUUUAACUUGAUCUUCAAUGUGUUGCUUCAGAUGAAAAUGUUGGAAAGAAACGGCAAUAAAAACAUGCUUUUAAGGCAUAGUAUACUUGGAAGGCAUAGUACUGCUGUCGGUUCUACAAAUGGAGAAGAGGCCCCAUGCUCUAAGUAUCUGCCAUGACACGGAAGUAAAUAGGUCAGGUUGUUACUCCUGAUCUAUUUAUGGCUUAAUGGUGAUGACUGUCUGGCCUACUCUAGACUCUUUCCUGGUUCACUCAAGGACAUUGAAUCAGAGGGUGUGGCAAGGUUUUGUGUUGGGGACGUGUCCCGGACAGGCAACGUGCAUGAGUGUGUGUGCCUCCCCACCCUCUGUUUCUCUUUUUAGGGCUGUACUUUUUAUUAUGUUAAGUCAUCGUAUCAUCUGGGCCAGGAACUUGAAAUGUGAUUGGAAUGUGAUUACAAAGUCCAUCUGUGUUCACUGUGACCUGAAAUUGAACAUCGAUGACUGGUUAUUUUGUGCAAGUAAAACAUUUGUAGAUGCCAUUUCGGAUAUGUAUUAUUUUGAUAUUCUUUACACUCCAUUUAUUAAAGAUUAUUAUCAUUAUUAUUAAACUUGAA
Molecule: messenger RNA, 2805 nt
Organism: Conger conger (European conger)
Lineage: Eukaryota; Metazoa; Chordata; Actinopteri; Anguilliformes; Congridae
Exons: 6
Coding region: 73-747 (224 amino acids)
Biological process (GO): T cell costimulation; cellular response to lipopolysaccharide; immune response
Cellular component (GO): external side of plasma membrane
Source: RefSeq, a predicted model, not a curated record